AUGGCAGUUAUUGAUUUGGGCCAUCUGGUGUUCCAAGCCAACAACGACGCAACGGAGGUGGUUCUCAACAAGCUGCACACGCCCCUGCUGACCAGGUUCGUCAGGAUCCGGCCCCAGACCUGGCACUCGGGCAUUGCCCUGCGGCUGGAGCUCUUCGGCUGCCGGGUCACAGAUGCCCCCUGCUCCAACAUGCUGGGGAUGCUCUCGGGCCUCAUCCCUGAUUCUCAGAUCUCGGCCUCCUCCACUCGGGAGUACCUGUGGAGCCCCAGCGCCGCCCGCCUGGUCAGCAGCCGCUCGGGCUGGUUUCCCCGGAUCCCUCAGGCCCAGCCGGGCGAGGAGUGGCUUCAGGUGGACCUGGGAGUGCCCAAGACGGUGAAGGGCAUCAUCAUCCAGGGGGCCCGCGGGGGAGACAGCAUUACUGCCGUGGAAGCCAGGGCGUUUGUGCGCAAGUUCAAAGUCUCCUAUAGCCUAAAUGGCAGAGACUGGGAACACAUCCAGGACCCCAGGACCCAGCAGCCGAAGCUGUUUGAAGGGAACAUGCACUAUGACACCCCUGACAUCCGAAGAUUCGACCCCGUUCCGGCACAGUAUGUGCGGGUGUACCCCGAGAGGUGGUCUCCAGCAGGGAUUGGGAUGCGGCUGGAGGUGCUGGGCUGUGACUGGACAGACUCAAAGCCCACAGUAGAGACACUGGGACCCACGGUGAAGAGUGAAGAGACCACCACCCCAUAUCCCAUUGAUGAGGAGGCCACGGAGUGUGGGGAGAACUGCAACUUUGAGGAUGACAAAGAUCUGCAGCUCCCUUCAGGAUUCAACUGCAACUUUGACUUCGCCGAGGAGCCCUGUGGUUGGAUGUACGACCAUGCCAAGUGGCUCAGGAGCACCUGGACCGGCAGCUCCAGCCCAAACGACCGGACAUUUCCAGAUGACAGGAAUUUCUUGCGGCUGCAGAGCGAUGGGCGGAGAGAGGGCCAGUAUGCCCGGCUCAUCAGCCCUCCCGUGCACCUGCCCCGAAGCCCCGUGUGCAUGGAGUUCCAGUACCAAGCCACAGGUGGCCGCGGGGUGGCGCUGCAGGUGGUGCGCGAGGCCAGCCAGGAGAGCAAGCUCCUCUGGGUCAUCCGCGAGGACCAGGGCAGUGAGUGGAAACACGGGCGGAUCAUCUUGCCCAGCUAUGACAUGGAGUAUCAGAUUGUGUUUGAGGGAGUCAUAGGAAAAGGACAUUCAGGAGAAAUUGCCAUUGACGACAUUCGGAUAAGCACUGAUGUCCCACUGGAGAACUGUAUGGAACCCAUCUCGGCUUUUGCAGUGGACAUUCCAGAAAUACAUGGGAGAGAAGGCUAUGAAGAUGAAAUUGAUGAUGAGUACGAGGUGGAUUGGAGCAACUCUUCUUCCCCAACCUCAGGGUCUGGGGCCCCUUCGGCCGACAAAGAAAAGAGCUGGCUCUACACACUGGAUCCCAUCCUCAUCACCAUUAUCGCCAUGAGCUCCCUGGGCGUCCUCCUGGGGGCCACGUGUGCGGGGCUUCUGCUCUACUGUACCUGCUCCUACUCGGGGCUGAGCUCCCGCAGCUGCACCACCCUGGAGAACUACAACUUUGAGCUCUACGAUGGCCUCAAGCACAAGGUCAAGAUGAACCACCAGAAGUGCUGCUCCGAAGCAUGACAGAUUGCAUCCAAAUCACAUCUGACGUUUCAUUCCAGCAAGAGGGGCUAGUGGAGAUUACAUUUUUUUUUUCCCUUUGGAAAUUGAAUGCCAUAAUCUCAAUCAAACCGAUCCAGAAUACCGAAGGUGUGGACAGAAUGGACAGACGAGUCGAGGGAGGCGGGGAGAUUGCGGCCGCACAGGGGGCUAGGACCCACCUGGGAGUGGCGCAGCUGAGUCAUUGCUGGGACUAAGACAGGAGCUUAUCUCUUGGGGUCACAGUUCUAUUUUGUUUGUGAGUUUGUUAUUAUUAUAUAUUUUAUUUCUUUGGUCUGUGAGCAACUCCAAGAGGCAGAAGAGAAGAAUGACUUUUCCAGGAUAGAAGCAGAGUAGUGGUCAGUGGUACUCUGCUCUCUCAUUCUAAUCAACACUUGAAAAGCAAAAGGUCUUUUCAGACUUUUCAUCUUUUAGAAAAAAACAAACAAACAAAAAAAACCGUCCGACUUACCCUGUCCUCUGAUCGUCUUAUGACUCCCGGGAUUUGCUGUGGUGUAGGUCCUUCCAGCCAAUCCUACAAGCUGCCGUUUCCAGUCCUAGCAUUUAAGUAGGAUGUUGUUGCCUUUAACUUUUUUUAUCCAGGGGAAAAUUGCCAUUUUUGGGUCAGGAUGAAUAGCUCUUUCUUAUAUGUGAUUUAAAACCAGAAAGGAAACUUCACACGUCAAAAUCCAUAGAAGCACCUCCAUGUUAGAAGCGGACAAGCCUUAACAUGCUUCGUGACUAGGAGCCAUUCAUUAAAUCUAGACCCAGAAUUUGUGGCUGUGAGGCCACUGCGUGGGGCCUCUGGUGGUGGAUUUGCUUUUUCUUUUGCCUCCUCCUGGUUCUUCUAAAACAUAUACAUACACACACACAUACACAUGCACACACACACAUUCAUCAGGUGUCUACUCCCCAAGACGUAGCAUUGUUGGAUAUCUUCAGAGAUGGAGGGAGGGUGCAAAGACUGGCUGUUAGUAUGUUUUCUCCAUCGGUGAGAUGUAACUGGUGACCACUGGACGAAAAGGAGAACAGUGGAGAGGGAAAAAGAAGUCCAACUUCUGUGAUUGUGUCAUGGCAAAGGCUAAGCAGACUCUACAGAGACAUUUUGAUGAAGUAGUCUCUUUGAUAGGCUAGUAAACAUUGAGUUUUCCUUGGGGUAAGAGCCCCCACCUCAGCAUUUCAGGAGAGUCAGGUAGGAUGUUUGCGAGCUGAUUUUAACCAGAAGUGUGCAAGUACUAUGGACCAAAACACUAACAACACUGCUUCAACCCCAGAGAGAUCUAUGUUCUUACACACACACACACACACACACACACACAAUUUAUGUGUUUUUUAUUAAGUGCCUUGAAACAAUGAAGAAAAACUGUAUUUUCCCUCUAUGUAGAAAUCAGUGAAUAUCAUAAAAGUAAGGCAUUCCUUCUUCCCAAACCCCCGUGACUCCACCGCCGGUUCCCCUAGCUCACUGCUGAUCCUAUUAACGGAUUGAGCCCUGCUGCCGGAGAGGUAGGCAUGGCCCUAGAUGACUCUCAACUACUCCAGGACGGGAGGCAUUAAACUGUGUGAAGGAUAAGAUUGUCCACGUCAAGAUCCAAAUCUUGAUAUCGUAGUAAUGCCUAAAGAUUGCCUGUGUGCUGGAAAUACAUUUGAAACCCAACCAGUAUGCCCAGCCCAUUGCUUAUCAGUGGUAAACUGUCAGACCAUUUUUGCUGCUAUGGUCACCCACAAUUUCAUUUGUCUCCUACCCAGGUGAAAGGAAAAGGGUGAAUGGGACUGGCUGGUUCCUUUCAAUGUUAACUUAUGGAAAUGCUAGUUCAAACGGUAAUGUCACAGUGUUUUGUAUGCGGAGAGGGCAAGUCCAGACCAACAGCUAUUUAUUCAUAUGUGUGUGUGUCUUUGCAAGCCUUUGAGUUCUCUGUAUCUACUGUGUAUGUGAAUGGUCAUGUGGGACUCCGUGAUGUUGUUGUGACUUUGACCUAGGGCCCCGAGUAUAACUGCUGAUCUCGGCACUCGUUGGCACAGGGGUAGUUACAGGUGAAAAGUAAAGCUGUCAAGCCCAAGGGCUUAGCUUUAGGACCUACCCCCCCAAGCUGGGCAUGCAGCAGAAGCAAGUUCUUAACGCUUUAUCGAAAACAAGUUUUUAAUUAGCCCACCCUCCUCUUCGCCUUCCCACGUAGCUCAGUGUUCAGGAAGCUAGCAAGUCCUAGGGAUUUCCAGAAGUUGCCUGCAGAAGAAGAGAAGUUCAAAAGCUUACCCUGGGGGUCCGGGCCCUCUCACGCUCUGUGGGUCCUUAUACAGUGCCCCCCACCCAAGACCAGCCCUGUCUUCAGCCUGCAGUUCACCUCUAAGUUACGCACAAGCCAACCUGCAUCCCCAUGACAGUCCUCCAUCCAUACUCACCAUUGGCUGGUUUGAAGCCCUGGGUGGGCCCUGCUACAGAAAAGCAGGCCACCCAGGGCUACGUGUAGAUACCUCACCAACACUGGAGACUGGUCUAUUGUAAGACAGAAAGACAGUGGGGCCUGGUUCUAACUCGGCCAGGGGGCACCCUGGUGCAUUUGUUGUCUCUAUCUGCAGGUGGGCUAGCUGACCCGUCUCCUUGAGUCAUUCCCUUUGGGAAACCCAACUUACAGUAUUGAUCUAUUUUGCCUUGUAUUGAAAGACACAUUACCUCCACGCUCUCCCGGACUAGGCAGUCAACAGGGCCACAGGCUUGCUUUCUCUCUCCGGUGGGGAUGGGGAGUCAACAGGGAUGAGGGUCCGAGGAAUGAGCAUGAAUGCAAGAAAACAAGGAGAAAAGUUAAACGGUCACACAGAAGGUUAACUUUUCCAGGGUUUGCAGUUAAAGAUAUUCGACCAUUUGCUGGCUGAGCCAGAUCACGGGAACUUGAGAGCUUUUACUGUGAUUCUUCAAUGUAAAAAAUAAACAACAAGGUCAAACUGUGUUUAUAUGAUUUGUAUAAAGCCUUUUUAAGAUUGCUAUUUAAAUAAACAUUAUACCAGAGAUA
Leptonychotes weddellii (Weddell seal) is the source of this 4682-nucleotide messenger RNA. NCBI's taxonomy places the organism in Eukaryota, Metazoa, Chordata, Mammalia, Carnivora, Phocidae. The record is from RefSeq and is a predicted model, not a curated record.